CCUUCACUGUUGCCUUAAGCAAUAGUUGUUCAGUUCGUUUCGAGUCUUUCUCAAGUCAGCAGUAAAACCUUAUGUCAAAACCUAUUUGAAAGACAAAAAGGUGGCCAAUUUUUUUUGCAAGUGCUUCAAGAAAGAUGGCUCAAACACAAGGAGUGCAUUACAAGUCGGUAAACUGGGGCAAGGACCGACCUGCCGCGGGACAAUAUCGUUCAGAAGAUCUCAAGUUGGCGUUUGAGACAACGGGCCGGGAAAUCGACCGUUAUUUUACCUUGAGGAGACCCAACACGAACGGAGACUUUUGCUGGACCGAGGUCUCCUUCCAUAAGGACAUCGUGUACGGAGAGUCCAAAAUUUUGGACGACUUUAUCGACUCGUGGAACGGAAACUUGUUCGAGCGUCCGGAAUUGGACAAUCUGAAUGAACUUCAUUUUCGCAGGAUGCUCGGGGUUUUCUACUGCUACGAUAUGAACUACAUCGAGGACGAGCAGGAGCUCGAAGAACUUCACAGAAUUGCGAAUCUUUUCAAGGCGCAGUCCGUGGAAGAAUUUUGUUGCGAAAAAUUGGCCAAAUUUGCUCCCAGAGCGUCAUCUUCGUCUGAGGGGUCCGCCAGUGACUGGGUCGUCUUGGUAAAUGCUGAGGUCGACGAGGAGACUUCACCAGCGUCGACAACUCCGGAUCCGCCAAAGUUUCCAGAUCAAAUUGUGGAAGUUUCUGCAAAGGACACGUGGCCCGGAAAUGAUGGAGUGCCCCAAACUCCUGGAAAAUCUGAAUUUUCGACCAAGAAAACUACUAUGUCGUCCAUCAAAGCGGAAAUCCUGUCCGACGUGAUCGCCUCGCUUAAACCCGAACUCACCCAAGAACUCGCCGCCGGCAUGAAGGACGAAAUCAAGGAAACGAUUUUGAAAGACUUGCGGUCCGAAAUUGAAGACCAUCUUCGUUCCGAUGACGAUCUGAAGGAUCAACUCGUCUCCGAAAUCAAGGACAUUUUACGCGAAGAGAUAAAACAGGAGCUGAUGAACGAUGCUGAUUUGAAAGCCGAACUUUUGGCCGAUAUUCACAAGAAAAUCGUUAAAGAUCACGACUUGACGAAGGAUCUGGUUGACGAAUUGAAGCAAGAAUUCAUCCCCAAGUUGAAAGAUGACGUUAAGAGUGAGAUUUUCGACGAGUUGAAGGAAAAGUUGAAAACCAUGCUGCUGGAUGACGACGCCAUGCGGGAUGAACUCGUGGAGGAAAUUCGGUCCGAUAUUUUGGACGAUGCUGAACUCAAGAAGGAAUUGCGUCAGUCUUUGAUGGAUUCGAUUCGAAAUGAUUUUUUGUAAAUUUUUGAUUACUUGAUAAUUUUUGUGGGAAUUUAUGUAUUUGAUUUGGCAAACAUGGGAUUUCAAUUUAGUCGUAAUUUAUUCAGUAUUUAUAUUCUUUCUUAAGUUUUGGACUUUCCUUCAUAACAAAGUAUUUGUUUUUGUUUCUUGAUAUGAUCAAUUCAUAAUUUAAAUAUCAAGGUGUCUUUAUUGGUGCUAAAUUGUAAUACAAAAAAUUUUGUUGAUUGGAAUUUUUUCUAAUAUCUAUUUGGAGGAGUUGUGUUAAGCUCUACAUAUAAAACUCAGAUUGUCAAAUCUUGUCGUGAAAUAAGGUGUGAAAAUAGUAAAAUUGUGUGUAAAAGAAUAUAUUACAAUAAUUCAUGUCAAA
Folsomia candida is the source of this 1686-nucleotide messenger RNA. RefSeq lists its product as uncharacterized. Lineage: Eukaryota; Metazoa; Arthropoda; Collembola; Entomobryomorpha; Isotomidae. The coding region runs from base 135 to 1319 and encodes 394 amino acids. The transcript is spliced from 4 exons. The record is from RefSeq and is a predicted model, not a curated record.